AUGGCGAUCGCUCCUGCGGGAAUGGUGACGCUCGUCGUCGGUGCGAUCAUGAUGGUCCUCAACACCUUUUUCGUCGGUCUGCGCGUCUAUACUCGGAUGUUCAUCACAAAAUCCCUACGCCUCAACGAUGCCAUGCUUCUGUUAGCACUGGGCGCGUUCGGGGCACUCUACGGUCUCCUCGUUUUGGGUGUCCAAGGCGGCAUGGGCGGUUCGAUCGCCGACACCAACAUCGAAGGACUACGCACCUUACUCAAAGUGCUGUUCUUCCUGGAGAUCAUCUAUGUGGUCCUCACCUCUGCCAUGAAGGGCAGCAUCGCCCUCACCUUCAUCCGUCUGUCGCGCUCGAGGGUCCUCACUGGUCUUUUCUGGGUAUCCAUCGCAAUGGACAUCGCCAUCAGCCUGGCGUUCAUCAUCUACUUGCUCGUCCAGUGCCAGCCGAUCGACUACGCAUGGAGAAUGCUGGAGGCGGGAGCCAAGGGAAAGUGCUUGCCGCUCGUGGGACAACUGUACAUGGGCUAUGCGUUGUCCAUCGUCACAGCGAUCCUAGAUGGAUUAUUGAUGAUUUCACCAUGGUUCAUGAUGAAGGGCAGAGCGCUGAACCCGAGACUGAAGAUGUACAUUUACGGUAUCUUCGGUUUGGGAAUUCUCGCGACUAUUGCAAAUAUCAUCCGUCUCGUGGCACUCGUCAAGCUCAAGGGAUCCAAGGAUCAGCUCGCCGACGCUGCUCCUGUCUUCAACUGGUCUGCCAUCGAAGUCAGUAUCGGCAUUAUCAUCGCAGGACUGAUCGAGCUCGGCCCGCUGGCCGCCAAAUACGGCCUUCAGGGCUUCGAAUCCUACGCCGAAAUCGAGGACGACCAGGUGCCGAUGAAGCCUAUCAACAGGGCCACGAGCAGCCCGGACUACGAAAUAGGUGCCGGCAAGAUGUGA
Molecule: messenger RNA, 927 nt
Organism: Colletotrichum karsti
Lineage: Eukaryota; Fungi; Ascomycota; Sordariomycetes; Glomerellales; Glomerellaceae
Exons: 4
Coding region: 1-927 (308 amino acids)
Source: RefSeq, a predicted model, not a curated record